This is a messenger RNA of Kluyveromyces marxianus DMKU3-1042, 936 nucleotides long. It is a transcript of the gene PHA2, whose product is annotated as prephenate dehydratase PHA2. Gene Ontology annotation, cellular component: cytoplasm. Gene Ontology annotation, biological process: L-phenylalanine biosynthetic process. The record is from RefSeq and is a predicted model, not a curated record. Bases 1 to 936 code for a protein of 311 amino acids. Gene Ontology annotation, molecular function: prephenate dehydratase activity; chorismate mutase activity. The transcript has a single exon. NCBI's taxonomy places the organism in Eukaryota, Fungi, Ascomycota, Saccharomycetes, Saccharomycetales, Saccharomycetaceae.
AUGGUUAAAGUGCUGUAUCUAGGGCCUGCUGGCACAUACUCACACCAAGCUGUGCUGCAACAAUUCGCCGAUGAGGAACUAAUUCCAACAAAUUCAAUCCCUUCUUGCUUCAAAACGCUUAUUGAAGAUGAAGAUAUAGACUAUGGGGUUGUACCAUUGGAGAAUUCAACGAAUGGACAAGUUGUGUUCACAUACGAUCUUUUCAGAGAUUUUAUGCAGUCCGAGGAGGAACCAAAGCUUGAAGUUGUUGGGGAACAAUACGUUGAUAUCGCACAUUGUCUCAUCGCACCAGCACCAUUGGAGGUAGACAAGCUCAGAAAAAUCGGCACAAUAUAUUCGCAUCCACAGGUGUGGGGUCAAGUGAAGGACUAUCUUGCUGAUCUUGAGAAGAAGUACGGGAAGUUUACAAAAAUUGACUGUAAUUCCACAUCUGAGGCUGUAACGAAAUGCAUUCAAGAGUGGGAUUCAAAAGAAAGGAUAACUCUUGCCAUUGGAAGUCGUGCUAGUGCAAAAUUAAACAAAGGUUUCAUAGUAGAUAGCGGAAUUAAUGACAUAAAGGGGAAUACAACAAGGUUUUUGAUAUUGAGAAGGCGUAAGCCGAAUAAUCGCCUAGUGACAGAUUGUCUACCUCCCAACACGGACAGUAAAAAGGUGAAUUUAGUGACCUUUGUAACCAAACAGGACGACCCAGGUUCUUUGGUGGACGUUUUAAACGUAUUGAAGGAUCAGAGGUUAAAUAUGUGUUCUAUUUCCUCGAGACCGUUCCAUGCGGACUCCCUUGCAGGUCGAAAAUGGCAGUACUGUUUCUUUAUUGAGUUUUAUCAUAGUGAAACAACGGACUAUGAGUUGUUAAUGGAGAAGUUUGACGAGUACUGUGCGAAAUGGAUUCAUUGGGGCAGAUUCUACAGAAAUCCUUCGUAUUACCAGGUGUCUUAG